Ilex paraguariensis (yerba mate) is the source of this 1071-nucleotide messenger RNA. NCBI's taxonomy places the organism in Eukaryota, Viridiplantae, Streptophyta, Magnoliopsida, Aquifoliales, Aquifoliaceae. The record is from the annotation of a GenBank genome assembly.
AUGCUGCAGUUGAAGAAGCUGCACGAACCAAGUCAUGGUUGUCCUAGUAGAUCCUCUUUUGCCUGGUCCAAGUCUCUGAAGAGCUUGUCUUAUGUGCAUUUGACUAGUUACAGGAGCUGUUGCUUCAAUAAGGCAUUUGUAGAUAAUGAUAAUGUCAAAGGGAUGGAUUUUGUGAAUGGAUUGUGUUGCCAUUCUGCCCUGAUGACAUUAUUGCUGGAAAAUGUGAAUCUGGCAUGGAAAACAGUUGUAUUGGAGAGAGAUUUGGCUAUAUUUGGAUUCUUCAUUGCCUUAGGAAGGAGUACCCAAUCCUUUCUAUAUGCAAAUGGAUUUGAGGCUCUAGAUGAACCUAUUGAAGGAUUCGUAAGGUACCUCAUUGGGGGCAGUGUAUUAUAUUACCCUCAGCUUUCAUCAAUUAGUUCUUAUCAACUGUAUGUGGAGGUUGUCUGUGAGGAGCUGGACUGGCUUCCUUUUUAUCCAGGCAUCUCUAAUACCUCCAAACGCUCACAUCACCAUAAAAGUAAGAUGGCAAGUCCACCCAAUGCUGAAGCUAUCCCCAUAGUAUUAGAUGUGUGUUCACACUGGCUUCAGAGCUUUAUUAAAUACAGUAGAUGGCUGGAAAAACCUUUCAGCGUUAAAGCAGCAAGAUUUCUUUCUAGAGGGCACAAUAAGCUAUGGGAGUGGACAGAAGAACUGGGAAUGCAAAAGAAACUUAUUGAAAGCACAGCUGGAACAUGUGUUGAGAGGACUGAUUCAGUAACUUAUUCACCAGCUAGAAAAGAGCCAGAUUCUUUUGACAAGUCCAGCAGUCACCAUGGGCCUUUUAGGCCUGAUGAAUCAUCUCAAGUGGAGGAACUCAAUAAUCUGGUAAGUGUUGGUGGAAAAUCUGGGGGUGGAAUAAGGGACAUAGGUUUUGCUGGGGAUGAAGAGUUGAACCCUAAAUUACCACAGUUUGAGUCUGCUGCUAAGGGCAUUGAAAAAGAAAUUGUUCCUUUUGAUAACUAUAAUUCCAUAACUUCCCUGGUAGGGGUAGAGAAGGCCAACCGGUUGGGGGUUGGGGGGAUUUGGAUGUAG